Laccaria bicolor S238N-H82 is the source of this 1149-nucleotide messenger RNA. RefSeq lists its product as uncharacterized. The transcript has 4 exons. Lineage: Eukaryota; Fungi; Basidiomycota; Agaricomycetes; Agaricales; Hydnangiaceae. Bases 1 to 1149 code for a protein of 382 amino acids. The record is from RefSeq and is a predicted model, not a curated record.
AUGUCGUCCGCACCUUCCGUGCUCAACAUCCACACCCCAACCUCUUCCUUUGCCGUCAUACAUUCUUUGACCCAGGAUUCCCUGCUCGCCCUAUACGAUCAACUCAGUCGCAAACAGCACACCGAUUACUACGGUGACCGCGUAGGCCCCGGAUGGCUUAAAUAUGAAUACAAUGAUGCCAUUUGGAAUUUGGACGAUGAAUCGGACUAUGCUAUCUUUGCAUGGCGACAACAAGCAGCGCACUUCUCGCAGCAGGAGCAUCCCGAACAAGUCGCUUCGACAUCGCACACUAUAGAAAGUGUACCAAAGGAGCGUCGCACGCCCACGCUACACCUCCACAACCACGCACAACCGCUUCCACGACCCACAGCAUACCGCAACCCCUCGUAUUACCUCUUUCAGCCAAACCACGCAGCCCCGUAUGCUCGCAGUACCCGUUCACCGGUUCCGUCGCGUGGAUCGAAACGAAGCAAGAAGAGCAAGAACGUCUACACUGACGAUGGGGAGGAAGAAGACGACGGAAUCCCGAAACACAAAAAGGAGUUUGAACGAUUUCAUUCCGAGAAUGGCGUGAGGACGGUGCUAGGAAGUAUUGGGCCUGUUCAGAAUGUUCGGAUGCUGCUGAAAGCGGGGUAUCGACACGUUUACAUUUCGCGCAAGUUUGCAAUCAAGCACGGGUUCAUCCCUGCAGACGCUGCUCUAGGCAAUUAUGGAUACGGAGGCCUGGUUAACAUCGGGUCUUGGCCAAUAACACUUACACCUUCUGCCUCUAAUCCAGGAUCCAGCCACCUGCGGCCGGGGCCGGACAAUGUAUCACACUCCUCGCAGUUCUCCUCGCCUCGUAUACCAGGACGUUCUCUGCCUCCUACGAUAGUGAAUGGCGGACUCCAGAGCAGUAACCCUGGUAAAAAAGGGAAAACGAAGCCAAAGGAGCGCCCUUCGGGUCCUCAACCUGUGACAAUAGAGGUGUACCUCUCUGAAGAGCCACAUUUUGACGUCGUUCUCGGUCGGUCGUUCUUCGAGAAGCGACAAAUCAAAACUACUUCCCUUGAUCCAACUGAUGUUGUGUGUCUUGACACUGGCGAGAAGAUUGAGUGCGAACUUGUGAUUUUGAAGGAUGGUCGAGGGGAAAUUGUCACGGUCACCUGA